AUAAUGAAGACUGUGUUUUCCCAUGAGUAGCAUACGGUUAUAGCUAUAGCGCAUCGGAUUUCGGAUACUCGCCGACCGCUGUGAUAAACUUAUUUCGUCUACCCGUAAUAAACUGUAAUAUAUUUUUUUCUCAUUCCAAAUCCUCUUUACGACCCGUCGUGUUAUUCGGCCGGUCCGUUUGAAUGAGCCGUCAGUACUUGGUGUAAAACGAAGAAAACCCAACAGACUAUGGCGUUCAAGAGAGACGUCCUGGAAAACGUCCGAGAGGACGAUUUCGUCGAAUAUCUCCUAUUUCCCGGUCCCUCGACGAAUCUGACAGAGCUGAAAGUCAACGUUGACUCUUUCACUGCACAGAAGACGAAAAAUUACAUCUGGCAGAAGGACGAAUUUCAAGUGAUCGUUAGAAACACACUUCAAUUGCCACCAAUAGUCGAUAACGAAGAGAAACUGCCUCCUCAUUUAUACGGCGUGACACAUUAUGGUGAGAACAUUGAGGACGAAUGGUUCAUUGUGUAUCUUCUUCUCCAGCUGACAAAGUCAGUACCUGAUUUAAUAGCGAGGGUGACUGAUGUUGACGGGGAAUUUUUGUUGAUCGAAGCUGCAGAUUUCCUGCCAAAGUGGGCCAAUCCUGAAGUCUGUGAUAAAAGGGUCUAUAUUGUGAACGGUGAAGUACAUGUCAUACCUGUGACGAAAGAAUGUGAAACAAUCACCGUGACAGAUGCACUUAAAUGGAUCAGGAUGUACCCGGAGUUGACACGCACUACUGAUGCAAUUCAAAAAGCCAUUGAAAAUCGAGUCAGUGGUUAUCCAGACAAGAUUCAAGAACUUCUCCACCAAACAAACGCUUAUGUCCCAGCAGGAGUUGCGGCUCUGCUUAAAGAAAAGCCAAGCCUUAUUGCUCCCGCGAUUACAUCUUUCUGCUAUAGAGACCCAAUAGACCUUAGAGCUUGUAGAGCGAUGAGAUAUUUUCCUCCUGAGACGAGGGUCAUGACGCAAGUUAAAAUGACAAGAUGUCUUUACGCUAUGCUUGUACAUCAUAAAUACAUACCGGAUAGAAGAACAGGUUGGGAUUUACCACCUGCCAACUCGAAAAAUUACCUGGCACAUUCCCUCGGAGUUAAACUCGCCUGUGGUUUUGAAAUCCUAGUGACGCAAUGCAAAGGUAGAAAGGGGAGUGAAGAUGAUCUCGAAAACGACAAAGGCUGGCAUCGUUAUAAACAAUCGCUCAAUAAUAGAGGAUAUUUCAAAGAUUUGCUUGUGGGAUGUGUCGAGUACAGACAGCUUGAGCAAGAGGCGAAACUGUUCUAUAGAUCUCACUCUACACAACAUUCCCAACCGAGUUCUGGGCAAACCAUUCUGAAUUUGUUGGAUUCAAUCGAACUCGACAUUGAAUCUAUGAAAAAAGCUGAGGAAAACUUGCCUCCACCUGAUGAUGACUCUUGGAUGGAGAUUUCGGCUAAUGAUUUGGAUAAAAUUUUAACUGAAAGAUAUGGUAGCACUGGGAAAUCGUCAGUUAACGACAUUUCCUCCCACCUUAAUUCGUUUUUAGAACAUGUUUCUUCAUUUGAAGGCGCAGAACACCCUAAGGCGAAUAGGGAUUCGGUUCCGCUCAGGCCUAAGCGGAAGGAUCAGGUGAAAUCGACCGAUGAUGAAAACAACAGGAUUUCAUUCGAUCAAGAAGCUUUCUCAUGCGCUGUACAAAACAUACUAGAUUUCUCCGUGCCAGAAGAUAGUUGGGAUUUGGAUUCUGAAGAGUCGGGUAUGAGCUCUUAUGAAGACGAAGUAGAUAUGGAUCUAAGCCGAAAGAAAACAGGAAAAGAGCCCAAUUCUCAAGAAGCCGAAGGUGAGAAAUCCGAGUUUAAGCAGUACAUGGAUCAAAUGGAUAGAGAAUUGUCUACGUCAACUCUGGCGCACAGUUUUCACAAGAGUGCUCCCAAAGGGAUGGAGGAUAGUUUUUCAGACAUAGAAAGCUUCGAACCGGUCGACAUCGACAGAAACGCUCUCAAGAACAUUCUCGAAUCGUACAGAUCGCAGAUGGGCGGAGCUGGGCCGGCGUCUAAUCUGCUCGGACCCAUGGGUGUCAGGCUUGAAGAAGAAUGAACAAAAACAUAAUUCGAAUGUUAAAGGAACACAGUAUACUUAAAAUACUUUGAUAAAUAUUUGGAGUGUAAUUUCAGUAAAAAUUGCUUUUAGACCUGAUCUAUUUAGACUGUAGAAGCUAGAGUGAGUGCACAAUUAUACAAGUAAAUUAAUGAGAAUGGGAAAUUAAUUUCAAUAUUUGGCACUUGCAGAUGUAAUAAUAAAAAAUAUAAAAAAAAUCACAGCCUACACAUAUUCAAAUUUGCUUUGGCUGGGCUGUUUGUUUUACAUUUGACCACAUUUUGCUGCCAGGUCA
Molecule: messenger RNA, 2395 nt
Organism: Cimex lectularius (bed bug)
Lineage: Eukaryota; Metazoa; Arthropoda; Insecta; Hemiptera; Cimicidae
Gene: ecd
Product: protein ecdysoneless
Exons: 12
Coding region: 229-2100 (623 amino acids)
Cellular component (GO): nucleus
Source: RefSeq, a predicted model, not a curated record